ACGAUGAAAAGUUUGACAACACAACACAAACAAAAACAACCACUGAGCAGGCAAAAAUAAUAUCAAGUGAAAAUAGUGAAUAAUUUCAAGCUUUUUGUAUCAUUCAAUCCGAUUUAUUAAUUUUAAAUUACUGAAGUUGUGCUGGUUCGAUUUGUGAUGUGACUGAGAUAGUCCUCGUUUUAUUGUAAAAAGAUCAGAGCUCUUGGGUUUCUUUGUGUGGUGCCGGUUUUCGUGUUUCCACUACUCACAACAAUGGCAAACGAUCGUGAAAUCCUGCGUGAAAUUUGGGAAGGUAAAAUCCCGAUUCAAUUCCAACUGGCUCCGGACGAGACCGAUGUGGAACCGGAACAGUUCUUUCUAUUGAUUCCGCGUCUGAGUUAUUUCCCGCUGGUUUCGGACAAGGUGCGGAAGCACUUCCUCCGGUUCGUUUCCAACGAACUGCAGGACGGCGAAAUGUGGAUGGACAGCAAUGGAACGCCGCUCAAGUGGCACUAUCCGAUCGGGGUGUUGUUUGAUUUGCUAAUCGGCAGCGAUGCCAUUCUGCCGUGGCUUGUGACAGUACACUUUUCCAAAUUUCCGGAGGAUGUGUUGUUCCGGUGCCCCAACAAAGACAUCGUUGAAGCACAUUUCAUGUCCGGGUUGAAGGAAGCGGACGUGCUGAAGCAUCGUGGUCAAGUGGUUUCAGCUAUGCAAAAGAAGGACCACAAUCAGCUCUGGUUGGGAUUAGUUAAUGAUAAAUUUGACCAAUUCUGGGCCGUUAAUCGGCGAUUGAUGGAACCUAUUCCGGACCAAGACGGUUUCAAACACAUUCCAGUUCGAUGUUAUGCCGAGGAUGGUUCAUACCAGCAGAAACUAGUCGCACCGAGUAGCGAAACAGGCCAGAAGCGCACCCUUCAGGACUUGUUGGAGGACUUUUCCACACCUGUCCGGAAAGCAGUGGAAGCACGAACGCAUGGAGUCACGGUUCCGGGAACGACCCCGCUACAGUGGCUAUCGGAACAUCUCAGCUACCCGGACAACUUUCUGCAUCUCUGUUUGAUCUAUGGUUAGGUGUACGAGCCUUGGUACAACGUUUGACUAAAAAAGGUAACACCCCUUUCACUGAGGGUGAUUCUCUUACUCUAUAACUGUAUUCCCACAAAUGCCCGGGAAGCCAUGUGCGUAGAAAUAGUUGGCAAUUGAUCGCUUUGCAUUCGCAUUAUUGUAAGCAACAUAAUCCGUGAGAAGUAAUGUGGAAAAUUCUUCUGAAUGGCAUCCUAGUCUUUAUUUCGUACAUAUAUAUAAUCGUAAUAAUUGCCUCAUUAUCUUACCAUAUCUUAUGGGUCUCAUGACGAAAAGUAAAUAAAUAGUGACGACAAGAUAA
Molecule: messenger RNA, 1363 nt
Organism: Armigeres subalbatus
Lineage: Eukaryota; Metazoa; Arthropoda; Insecta; Diptera; Culicidae
Gene: Atg5
Product: autophagy protein 5
Exons: 5
Coding region: 253-1050 (265 amino acids)
Biological process (GO): cellular response to nitrogen starvation; C-terminal protein lipidation; autophagy of mitochondrion
Cellular component (GO): Atg12-Atg5-Atg16 complex; phagophore assembly site membrane; cytoplasm
Molecular function (GO): Atg8-family ligase activity
Source: RefSeq, a predicted model, not a curated record